CCUCUGAUCAGCUGACUGUGAGUGAGAUGCUCCGUUGAAGGACCUCCGAGUCAAAAACCCGCUGUUAUCUGCGCUAUGUGCGGGAAGCUGCCUCUGUUUGACUGAGAUACACCGUGUGGACCGAGCGCUGAGGCCGUUAAACACGUCGUAACUUCCUUACAUCAGCGUCACAGGGGACAAAAUUCCUGCCAGCAGCCAUGACAGAAUUCUGGUUGAUCUCUGCUCCGGGGGAGAAGACCUGCCAGCAGACUUGGGACAAGCUGAUGGUGGCUACUACACGCACCAACAACCUCUCCACUAACAACAAGUUCAAUAUCCCUGACCUGAAGGUUGGAACUCUAGACGUCUUAGUGGGCCUCUCAGAUGAACUGGCGAAACUAGACACUUUUGUGGAAAGUGUGGUGAAAAAAGUUGCUCAGUACAUGGCUGAUGUUCUGGAGGACAGCCGAGACAAAGUCCAGGAGAACCUACUGGCCAAUGGAGUUGAUCUGGUCACGUAUGUCACCAGAUUUCAGUGGGAUAUGGCGAAAUAUCCGAUCAAACAGUCACUGAAAAACAUCUCUGAAAUCAUCUCCAAGCAAGUGACUCAGAUAGACAACGACCUGAAGGCCAGAGCUUCAGCUUACAACAAUCUGAAGGGAAACCUGCAGAAUCUGGAGAGGAAGAACGCGGGGAGCCUGUUGACCAGAAGUCUGGCUGACAUAGUGAAGAAAGAGGACUUUGUGCUGGACUCAGAGUACCUGAUUACCAUGUUGGUGGUCGUCCCAAAGACGAGCUAUGCUGACUGGCAGAAGACAUAUGAAACACUGGCUGAAAUGGUUGUGCCACGCUCCACUAAGUUGCUGUUUGAAGACAACGACAGUGGUCUGUUCAGUGUCACCCUCUUCAGGAAGGCUAUAGAUGACUUCAAACACAAGGCUAGAGAAAACAAGUUUACAGUGCGUGACUUCCAGUACAACGAGGAGGAGAUGAAGGCAGACAAAGAAGAGAUGACGCGCUUGUCCACUGACAAGAAGAAACAGUUUGGGCCUUUGGUACGAUGGCUGAAGGUGAAUUUCAGUGAGGCCUUCAUUGCGUGGAUUCACAUAAAAGCUCUGCGUGUGUUUGUGGAGUCAGUACUGAGAUAUGGGCUGCCAGUCAACUUCCAGGCUAUGCUGCUUCAGCCCAACAAGAAGAACAUGAAGAAAUUGAGAGAGGUGCUGUAUGACCUGUACAAGCACCUGGACAGCAGUGCUGCAAUCAUUGACGCCUCCAUGGACAUCCCAGGGCUGAACUUGAGCCAGCAGGAGUACUACCCCUAUGUUUACUACAAGAUCGAUUGCAACCUUCUGGAUUUCAAGGUCUAGAUACAUUAUCAUCAUGUGCAGGAGUGUUCUGAUGUGACACUUUCACAUCCACAAACUUUAUUUUUAUUCCAGACUUUUUAUGUGUGUGUGUUCUUCUGUGUUAUGUUCCUGGUACAUUCCCGGGUCUGUUAGGAAUCAGAGUGCUGUUUAACGACAAUUAUUAGGAUCCGAUAGAUUUUAGAGGUAAAUCAUGACUUCUGUUCUAAUGUAUUUGAAUAUAGGCUUUCUUCUUUGUCCUUUUCUGUAUGUCCCACACUAAGUGAACAGUUUCCUCCAUCUGAGUAGUUGAUAUUCCCUCAUUGCACCAAAUUAUAUGUAAAAUAAUGUGUUUUUACUGUCCCUACUCCUGUACCCUACUUUAUAAAAAGUAAUAUGAAAGGUACACAUGGAAGAAGUGGGGAUAAAAAUCAGUGUAUGCUAACUGUAGUAUUUAUUUUAAGCCUCUAAAAUCAGUGAAUAUGUUUGUUCAGUUUUUCAAAGUGACGUGUUUAUAGCUCCAUGUAAGGAAUGCCUGUUUACAAGUAUAUAUUGGCUGUUGUUUCUCCUUUCUUUAAGCUAUAACCCAUGAAACACUGAAACUGGUCAUUUUAUGGUACAAAGAAGCAAUAUGUUUGCUGGUCGUAUGCUCCUGAGAUUUUUCUGUAUAUUAAGGCAGUUUGAGAACAAUGAAUAAUGUGUAUAUGUGCAAAUACUGUAUUGUCAGUAUAACUAUAAAUUAAACCGCAUAUUUAAAUAAAUGUGAAAUUAAAUACUCUAUGAAA
This is a messenger RNA of Archocentrus centrarchus (flier cichlid), 2107 nucleotides long. It is a transcript of the gene atp6v1c1b, whose product is annotated as ATPase H+ transporting V1 subunit C1b. Gene Ontology annotation, molecular function: proton-transporting ATPase activity, rotational mechanism. Gene Ontology annotation, biological process: proton transmembrane transport. NCBI's taxonomy places the organism in Eukaryota, Metazoa, Chordata, Actinopteri, Cichliformes, Cichlidae. The transcript is spliced from 13 exons. Gene Ontology annotation, cellular component: vacuolar proton-transporting V-type ATPase, V1 domain; lysosomal membrane. Bases 198 to 1346 code for a protein of 382 amino acids. The record is from RefSeq and is a predicted model, not a curated record.